CGAUCGAGCUUCGCAUCCACCGCCAAAACGAUCACGCCGACCACCCUCUCUUCCGCCGAAGCAAGACGCUCCUCCCCCCUACGCAACAUCAACAACCUCUCCACACCCCAGUCUUUUCGUUCCAAGAUGCAUUUGAUGUACACCCUCGACGAGGCGGGCAACCGCGUCUACACCCUCAAGAAGGUGGUUGACGGCAAGGUCACCAAGUCCGCCCACCCUGCGCGUUUCUCCCCCGACGACAAGUGGUCGCGCCAGCGUGUGACGCUGAAGCGCCGCUUCAACCUGCUCCUCACCCAGCAGAAGCCCGAGUAGAUUUGUACAUCACGCAGUCUCGGCGAGCCCAAAACCAAAUCACGAUACCCGGUCGGCCGCGAUACCUUGGCUCGAACACAAUAAACAGUAUGCGUUGAUACCAUUGCGACUUGUGUGGAACGAGGAAGGGGGACACGGCCUGGCGCGGCACAGAGGGUGAGGGAGGAGUGGUGGGAGAGAGAGAGGAAGAGCAACGAUGUCUGGGCUUCGCAAAGCUCAAGACUCGUAGAUACAAAAUCAGGCUCUGGUUCACACAAAAGAAAAAAACGGCGUUGGGGGGGGGAAGGCUUGCAUUCAUGAGGGAAAUCGGAGUCUCAUUACUCGGUCCAUGUUGCGAUAGACGCUCUGCGAUUCGAAAAAAAACAAAAGAACCCUGAGCGGCGCAUCUAAAAUUCAAACCUUGUCUAUUUUUCUUCCCAUUGUCCGUCCAUCCAGUCAUUCCGUUCAUCAUCGAGGCCUUUUCCCCCUCCAUCCCUUCCCCCCCUUUUUGAGAGUUUGUAAUGGUAUCAUAUGAACAUCAGCCUCGGCCUCGCCGCUAUGGCCCCCCUCCUCUCUACUUUUAUCUCCUCUUACGUCCGUUGAUGUUUCUACCCGGACCCAGCCUGACCUUUCCGUUGGCACUUUGCCGGUCACCAGUAAGAAUGCUCGGCAAGUAGUCCUCGUCCAUGAGGUCCCUCCGCCGAGCGCGCUGGUUUUCGCCUACGGCCUUCUCGUACUCCUUCUGGUCCUCUGCAAAAAUGAGGUUCGUGCCCCAGUUGUUCUUGCCUCCGGCGUGCUUGGCAAGCUUGCCGCUGGCCGUGCCGGCCACGGGCUUGGGGAUACUGAAGACGUUGCCUCUCUUGUUCCACUGGAAGUUGCGCUUCAAGUGGAUCUUGAAAGUGCCGUCCUCCUCCGUCGUGCACGAUGUGCGGGUCAGGGUGGCCUGCCCGCAGCUAGGGCAGAACUGUCUGUCCAUCUUCUUGCAGACCUGGAAGCACCCGUGGCAUCGCAGCACCCAGGUCUUGAGCUGGGUGAUGCGAGCCAUGGACGGCGACAACAGGUUGAGGCCAAUUCUCAGGGCGACGUUUUGCAUGGCGUAAUCGGAGGUGAGGAUGCCGACCUUGACAUCGAUGGCGGGGGCCGUCGGCUGGAGCAGCUUGCUGUCCUUCUCCUUGUGCUUCUUGACGUUGGACGGCGUGAUCCAGCCGUCCUCCGAGUCUGACCCUUCGCCCUGCGCCUCGUUGGCGUCGGCGACGCUGGAGACGACGGGCUCGGACGUUGUCUUGUCGUCCACCUCGAGCUUGCUCAAGUCUUGUGUAAUCUCUGCCGCUGCCGCCGCCGCAUCCGCAUCCGCGUCCGCAUUUGCUGCAUCCGACGAAGAGGCUUCCGCCGUCGCAUUCUGCUGGUUUUCGCGCUGCGUCGCUUCGGCGCUCUGUUCAAGAGAGAUGCCCUCGGAUGGCUGGGCCGGCUCGGCAACGGUGUCGCCUACGGUAGAAGGCCCCUCUUGGGAUUCGACCUCGGAACCAGCCUCAGGCUUCGUUUCCGGGGCCUCGCUGCUGCUUGCCGGAGCAUUUGUGCUGGUGUCGUCGACGCGCUGGCCCGGCUCUUUCCUCAGUCUCUGGUCGCCUCCGUUCUUCUCGAGCUCGAGCUCGUAGGUCAGGGCAAGCAGGUGUAAAUCGGGCCUGCUGAGAACCUCGAGGUCACCGGAGCGGCGGGCAAAGUUGGAAACAAACUUGAUGCUGUCGGGGCGGGGGCUGCGGAUCUUGACGAAGGGCAUGAGGGUGGUCUCGACUCGGGUGCGGGUGUUGACGUCGCGGAUUUCGUCGAUGAUGGAGGGGAGCAUGUACAGCUCGUCGGCCUGGGCGAGGAGGGUACUGACGGGGGGGUCGUUCUUGAUCAAUGGGCCGGUAUCGAGGACGAGGGCGUGGAUGGGCUUGCGCUCCUCGGGGGCCGUUGGGCUCGCGACCGCCGGGGCAGCGGCCACGGAAUCAUUUGACAUGAUGGCGGGGAUUUGCGUUUGCAGAUGAGUUCGUGGGUAUGAGGAUAAUUCGGUGCAGAACAGAAUACACAAAAAACCGUGUCAAGGAACCGCAGUCGAAACGCUUUCCGAACCGUAUCCUUGGGCGAGCGAAAAGGCGAUGCGGCGAAUGAUUUUGAGUGCAACGGGAAAUUUCUC
This is a messenger RNA of Colletotrichum destructivum, 2467 nucleotides long. Its product is annotated as Putative H/ACA ribonucleoprotein complex, subunit Nop10. Gene Ontology annotation, biological process: positive regulation of telomerase RNA localization to Cajal body; rRNA pseudouridine synthesis; snRNA pseudouridine synthesis. The record is from RefSeq and is a predicted model, not a curated record. Gene Ontology annotation, cellular component: box H/ACA snoRNP complex. Gene Ontology annotation, molecular function: snoRNA binding; telomerase RNA binding. The coding region runs from base 127 to 312 and encodes 61 amino acids. The transcript is spliced from 2 exons. Lineage: Eukaryota; Fungi; Ascomycota; Sordariomycetes; Glomerellales; Glomerellaceae.